UGCGCCGGAGCUUGUGGCGUCAAUGCGGCCGCUGUGUCCAUGGAGAGAGGCUGAGGUGGCCGAGCUCCGGCCCGAGGCAACGGGGCGCCGGGACGGCGAGAAUGUCGGCUUCGUUAGUCCGGGCCACUGUCCGGGCUGUGAGCAAGAGGAAGCUGCAGCCCACCCGGGCCGCCCUCACCCUGACACCUUCAGCAGUAAACAAGAUAAAACAGCUUCUUAAAGAUAAGCCUGAACAUGUAGGUCUGAAAGUUGGUGUCCGAACCAGGGGUUGUAAUGGCCUUUCUUAUACUCUAGAAUAUUCAAAGACGAAAGGAGAUUCUGAUGAAGAAGUUGUGCAAGAUGGAGUCAGAGUGUUCAUCGAAAAGAAAGCCCAGCUAACACUUUUAGGAACAGAAAUGGACUAUGUUGAAGAUAAAUUAUCCAGUGAGUUUGUUUUCAAUAACCCGAACAUCAAAGGAACGUGUGGCUGUGGAGAAAGCUUUAAUAUUUAACUGCUCUGGCUGUAAGCUCCGGGAAGACUCUUGGAAGUCCUAGGGCUUACUGAAGAAAUGAUGUGACUGUCAUGUGCCGAAAGUGUAUAAUGUAUGACUGCCUUAUGAGGAAAAUAAAAUGAUGCAUUUUGAAAGUGAAACCAGUAUGUUAGAUUCCAGAAGAAGUGAUAUUUGUACUAUUUUUAAAGGGCAGAAAAUGAGAAGCCAUUACUCUCUGAGUCAUUAGCCUGAUCCGUAAAGAAAAAAAAAAUCCUACCCUGCACUUCAUUGUCUUGCAUCCUUUUUAUUAGAACCAGUUUCAUGCAAGUUGCCUUCCUGGAGGCUGUCAGGAACGUAUUUAAUACAUGCGCGCUCCAUAGAUGGCCGUUGAAUGGCUCGAAUGUGCAUUUACCCACCAGAUUGAUGGCUCUUAAAUUCUUAAAUUCAGAGGCACAAGAUCCUGACUGCUGGCGUGACAUGGAAGUGUAAUUUUUCUACCCAAACUUGACACAGCAUUUCUACAUUUUUGUCCCAAAUUUCAUUGUUAGAUGCCUCAUUUGCUUUCCCCUUUACCAGCACCAGCGGGUAGAUGAAAGUAUCAAAGAUUUCCUUGAACAUCAGAACAGUUCUGAACAGUGGCAUCAACAGGUAAGAAUCACUUAGCCCACCACUUUCAAUCCAUUUCUUUUGCCACCCUCAGUGUCCCCUCAACAGUGGAGUCCCAGGCUGGCUUAGAUCCUUUUGGUUGAAAGGUGUCUAAAAAGCCAUCCAGCCCACCCCUCAAUUCUGUACCUGGGGUACAACCCCCAGGGAAGCAGAAGGACUUUUGUCCACCCUCACACCGUAGGCUCGGUAGCAGCGGAGCUGGGACCACUCUUGUGUUCCCUUCCGUGUAGGGGACAAGCCAGCUCUAGUCUGAGGCAGGCAGCAACAGUCAGCGUGUGGUCUGGCUUCUUUAUCUGGUUGGCAUUCUGAUAAGAUUUCAUUGUAAUUUGAUGAAGAUCGUUAUCUAUUUUAUUUUGAGAAGAAUCUUAUUUUAAAACCCACUUGUGUGAAUUACUGUCUUAUUUCUUUAGAACUGUGAGACAUGGUUUAUACUAGCAGAGAGGACAUUGUAGCACGCCAGAAAUACCCUUUUCGAAUGUUGUGGUUAAUUCUGAAGCAAAACAUUGAAGGUCUUUUCUUCAAAUUCCCAGGACGUGUACAUUUUCUGGAUCUAAAGUUCAGUGACUAAAAUUCUUAACCUAACAUUGUUACCACCAAUGUUUCUUUGACAGCCUUUGUUUUGUCAUUUAGUGAUUUUCAUUCCUGGGUUUGACAUAAGUGUUCUAUGAGAUGUCACACUUUUUUUGAAAGCUGGUUCUCACAAAGUAGCCAUCACACUUCUGUCCGUCCUGUUUACCCAAGUACCUGGCACACAGAAUGCACGAAAACCUAGCACAGCGGCUCUGUAGAUGUUCAUGAGUUCGUAUUGUUAACAGAACUGUCAGUCCACCUAUAAUUUGUGCAAUACUGUACGUGUGUAGAGAAUGAAUUGUCAAUAAAAACAUGGCCUCUGUGUGAUCGUAAAA
Hyaena hyaena (striped hyena) is the source of this 2041-nucleotide messenger RNA. RefSeq names its product iron-sulfur cluster assembly 1 (gene ISCA1). The record is from RefSeq and is a predicted model, not a curated record. The transcript is spliced from 4 exons. Gene Ontology annotation, molecular function: 2 iron, 2 sulfur cluster binding. Gene Ontology annotation, biological process: iron-sulfur cluster assembly. Lineage: Eukaryota; Metazoa; Chordata; Mammalia; Carnivora; Hyaenidae. Gene Ontology annotation, cellular component: mitochondrion; cytoplasm. The coding region runs from base 102 to 491 and encodes 129 amino acids.